This is a messenger RNA of Synchiropus splendidus (mandarinfish), 4429 nucleotides long. It is a transcript of the gene usp49, whose product is annotated as ubiquitin specific peptidase 49. Gene Ontology annotation, cellular component: cytoplasm. Lineage: Eukaryota; Metazoa; Chordata; Actinopteri; Syngnathiformes; Callionymidae. The record is from RefSeq and is a predicted model, not a curated record. Gene Ontology annotation, biological process: protein deubiquitination. The coding region runs from base 846 to 2846 and encodes 666 amino acids. The transcript has 7 exons. Gene Ontology annotation, molecular function: zinc ion binding; cysteine-type deubiquitinase activity.
GUAUCCGCCCAUUAAAGAAAACCGCCUGAAAUAGCUGAUAGGAACCGGCUUUUGUCGCGGAUGCAACAGGGAGUUUGAGCGGCGCAGCUCAUUAGCCCGCUACGGCGAGCAGCGAUAGUUGCCAACCAAGAGCAACCUUUAGGUCCACCUCGGUUGUUACCUCCGAAUUCGAGCGAACCCAGUGCGUGUGUGGUGCACCUCCAGCACGGGUAACUUCUAAGGAGCGUCCUAGUGAGAGGCGGAUGUUUGCACUGUUCGCGGACAAAGUAGCUUCAUCGCUAGGCAGAAAGCUAACCGAGGCUAACGCUCUCCACUGCAGAGGCUGCUAGCGGCUAGCUGUUGUGUGAGCGGACUUGUUCGUGCUUCUGCUGUUACAGACCUACAAAGUUAUCGGCUGUUGCAGCAGAAACACACACUGAGGUGCUCUUUGUUCCUGCGGAACACGGUGGCAGAGAGUGAGCCUGGCGUUUGGUCCAGGCCAAGCAGUCUGGACAAGGCGAGAAGCUUUUGGAACCCGGACUGACGGAUUAAAGGACGGGAGAGCUCAGGCUACGGACAAUCGUCGUCAGUUGACGCUCCGAGGAUUCUCACGUAAACAUUCGAGGACCGUCUUUUGAGCGAAGAGAGGGACAGCGGGGUCCUUGUCUGCAUCAUGGGCUUUGGCACUAUGUUGUUGAUGACAGCUAACAUGGGAUACAAGGCUGAAUCUUGCUGUGACUGCUUUCUCCGUUUGUGAUGUAAUUCCCGAAAACCUGAUCAAGCCUGCCAUCGUUACAGAAGAAUGAGUCGCUGCUGGUUAACAGGAUGUGUGUCCCAUCCCUGAGGCCACAUGUGUAGCUGCAGAGAUGGAUCGCUGUAAACACGUUGGGCGCUUUCGUUUAGGGGAUAACCAUUCCAUCCUGAACCCACAAAAAUGGCGCUGCAUGGACUGCAGCACCACAGAUUCAGUCUGGGCCUGCCUCAAGUGCUCCCACGUGGCCUGUGGACAUUACGUGGAGGAGCACUCGCUAAAACACUUUCAGGAGUCCGAACAUCCGCUGGCUAUGGAGGUUCGUGAACUGGAUGUCUUCUGCUUUGAAUGUGGCGAUUAUGUCCUUAAUGACAAUGCGGAGGGGGAUCUAAAGCUGCUUAGGGGAGCGCUCUCGACUGUUCGGAGCAAUGGAAGACGUUCUCUUCGCUCCUCCACGAUGGAAAGUGGACCACAGCCCGUCAUGCAAGUGGCAAUGCAUCACAGGAGGAAAGCUCUACUAGGAAAAAUGUUUCAGAGGUGGAUAAGAAAACACCAGGAGUUGCAGAAUCAACGCAAAGAGAAACUGGAAGCAGCCAGACAGCAAAAGAAAGAGGUCAAAAGGCGACUCCUGGAAGAGCUGGUCAACGUUCCUCCCAGAAAGAGUGCCAGGCUUCUUACUCAGGCUCCACGUUCGACCAUCACGCUCAUUCCUCGCAAAUUCCGUGACCCUCCAGAACGCCUACCUCCUUCCAAGAAGCCUUCCCUUCUACCCCUUUCCCGAAAAGCUCCUCAGAAUGGCAGAGCAGCUAAACUGGGGCGUUACUACUCCACACACACUGUGUCCCGCCGGAGACUGGCUCCUGGCGUCACUGGUCUCCGAAACCUGGGGAACACAUGUUACAUGAACUCAAUAUUGCAAGUGCUGAGUCACCUGCAGAAAUUCAGGGAGUGUUUUCUCACUUUGGACCUGUGUGAGACUGAGGAGCUGCUGGCCAAAACCAAUCACUCACAAGCAGUGAAAGGGAUGAGCGGGAGUGUGGUCAGUAGUGGGCCGCUGAUUGGCUGCCCUCUUGGAAGCGUGGGGAAGGCAAGCAGUGAGAAUCUACAGGUGGGACAACAGCCAAACCCCCCACCUGCCUCUCAGACUACUGAGUUGGUUCAGCCCAAGGAACCUCGAAGCUCCACUCGCCAACAGAUGUCCCUGUGCCACGAGUUGCAUACACUUUUCAGGGUCAUGUGGUCAGGCCGGUGGUCGCUGGUUUCUCCAUUUGCCAUGUUGCACUCAGUGUGGAACCUUAUUCCUGCUUUCCGUGGCUACGACCAGCAGGAUGCCCAGGAGUUUUUAUGUGAGCUGCUUGACAAAGUACAGCAGGAGCUGGACACAGAGGGGUCCAAACGCAGGAUAGUUAUCCCCAUAACCAAGAGGAAACUGUCCAAGCAAGUCCUGAAGGUUCUGAACACCAUCUUUCAUGGGCAACUUCUCAGCCAGGUGACAUGUCUUUCCUGUAAGCACAAGUCAAACACAGUUGAGCCGUUCUGGGACUUGUCCUUGGAGUUUCCAGAGCGAUACCACAGCUCUGAUAAAAGCUCAGGCUCCGCGGCUUACCAGCGCAGCUGCACCCUCACCGAGAUGCUGUCAAAGUUUACGGAGAUGGAGGCGUUGGAAGGAAGGAUCUAUGCCUGCAACCACUGCAACAAGAGAAGACGGAAAACAUCCCACAAGCCUUUAGUUCUUUCAGAGGCACGAAAGCAGCUUCUGAUCUACCGUUUACCUCAGGUUCUACGGCUGCACCUCAAACGUUUCAGGUGGUCCGGAAGAAACCACAGAGAGAAAAUCGGCGUCCACGUGGCCUUUGACCAGGUUCUGAACAUCAAGCCCUACUGCUGCACUGGCUUAGGUCAAUCAGUCCACAGAGGAGGCUACACCUACGAUCUGUCUGCUGUCGUCAUGCAUCAUGGCAAAGGCUUCGGCUCAGGGCACUACACUGCAUACUGCUACAACACGGAAGGAGGUUUUUGGGUUCACUGCAAUGACUCUGAGAUGAAGGUGUGCAGUGUGGAGGAGGUGUGCAACACUCAGGCCUACAUCCUCUUCUACACCCAGAGAUCCUCCUGAACGCAUCACUGUUCGUCCACCUCUCCUCGACGACCCGGGGCUGCAUUUAUGAAAAUUCUGACUGAAGGAAGGCAAUCAAAGCUAAAUGUAUCGUGGGUGAGUCAGGAUCAAAUUUGAGUGUUGGCGGUAGCUUUUACUGUGCAGGCGGGAGACACACAUUAGCCAACGUGCUGCAAAGCAAUCCUCAACUGAAGAGGCCUUUUAAGUUUGUUCAAGAAAGUCCUGGCUUACACGGAUGAGCCUCUUUUAUUUAUACGAGUGGUUUCAAGAACUUGUCAUCUUCCUUCUUUAACGCUUGUUUCUGUUGGGUGUGUGUCUCUGGUGGAAUAACCCAUGACCUGCAGCUACAUUUAGGGGAGCUCUGCUUUGUAGUCAAUACUGUAGCGUCUUUUUUUGUACAUAAUUUGCAGCUCUUUGUUGCACAACUUCGCACACAAUAUUUUCAGUGGAAAUGUUCCAGUUAUGAGGCCCUUAAGUGCGACGAGCCGAAAACCAAGUAAGGGGCUCCAGCCACCUCUGCAGGGUGGGUUGUUCGAAGGAAAGAAUUUUACUGGUUUCAUGAAUGAAGCUCUGCGUGGAACAGUCAGAGGGAGCAACAUCCAGGCCUGGUUAUUGUGAGAGCAGGCCUCAUUUUGUCCUGCUGAACUGGCGUCCGGUUUUCCUGAGUGGCCUGACUCAUUUUUGCUGAGUCUGGCCGUUACGAGGUGCACGCCUGAGACUGCUUUCUUACACUAACGGCAUCACGGAGUCUGGAGUUGUGGGCGGGAAGUUGCUUGUGUCUCAUUUCAGAAUGAUGACAACAUUUUUCAGUCAUCGGAAUUUGUCACAUUACAGUCCUGACUUUGUGUUGCCUCCUUCAGCUUUUUUUAUUUCCUGUGAAAAGUGAAAGAGUUAAUACUCAGUUGUGCGUCCCUCCUCGGUUCUGCUGUGACCAAACUGUGUCAGAUUUCUAUUUUGAGUUUUAUCCAUACUGUUUUUUAAUAAGAGAAAGUUGUGUGUGACUGAAUGGCAGUGCUGCACUUUUUGGAGGAGGUUGGUGACGUUGUUGGUUCUGUCUUUGUAAUCGAUUAGCUCCUGUGGCGUUUCUGAACGGCAGCUCUCCCUGCGGCGUGACGGUUAGAUAGUGUGGUCAAGUUUUCAACUCUGCACCGAACUGAAGAAUGUUAUUAGAGGGGUACUUUUUUUGUAGUUCGGCACCUAAAAGCAAUAUAUUGUACAUCUUUACACCAUGACAGGAAGAUAAAAUCAGGAAAUCUCCACCUUGUUAUACAAUGUUUUGUUUUCUACUGUGCUGUUUUUAUCAAGGUCUCUAGAGUUUGUUAGCUAAUCAAUACUUUAGCUAAUAAAAACUGUUUGAUACAAAUCAAAGGCUUAAAACAUUUGGGAAUUCUAUGUUAAAGUUGGAACAAUCUAAUGACGAUGAAUGUCUUACUUUUAGAGGUCAGGUGUGGAUGUCACCCACUCUGUCCGAACUCCUUUCUGUCUUGUACUGUAAGAAUACCUGUCAUCAAUGUCAAGUUGAUUUGGGUUUUGCCUGACAUUUGUUAUUAAAAAGAGAAGAGAACCUCUCACCUACUUGUCCC